AUGGCAGAUUGGUUUGGUGGGAAGGGUUUGAUGGAAGAUCAAGAUUUUCAAGAGGAAGAUGUGUGGGGUGUUGUGAAAGAAAGAGAGGAGUCAAACCAAAAAGUCAACAACAAACCCCAUAAGAUCAAGAAAAGACCAUCAUCAUCAUCAUCAACAUCAUGGACAUCCCAUGAUGGUGCAAGGAUCAUACCUAGGUGUAGUGAAGGUAGGGUGACACAUGAGCAACAAAGAUCAUCUGCUCCAAUGGGUAUCCCUGAUAGGGACAAGAAUGAUGGAUGUUAUGAUGAUGGCCAUGGUGAUGAUGAUGAUGAUGAUGGUAUGAUGGUGCCACCACAUGAAUACAUUGCAAGAAGACUAGCUAGGAGUCACAUUACUUCUUCUAUGUGUGAAGGUGUUGGGAGGACACUCAAAGGAAGAGACCUUAGCAAAUUGAGGAAUGCCAUUUUGACCAAAACUGGUUUCUUAGAAUAG
Cynara cardunculus var. scolymus (artichoke) is the source of this 471-nucleotide messenger RNA. RefSeq lists its product as uncharacterized. Bases 1 to 471 code for a protein of 156 amino acids. The record is from RefSeq and is a predicted model, not a curated record. The transcript has a single exon. NCBI's taxonomy places the organism in Eukaryota, Viridiplantae, Streptophyta, Magnoliopsida, Asterales, Asteraceae.